This is a messenger RNA of Apis dorsata (giant honeybee), 3066 nucleotides long. RefSeq lists its product as uncharacterized. Gene Ontology annotation, biological process: G protein-coupled receptor signaling pathway. The coding region runs from base 482 to 2902 and encodes 806 amino acids. Gene Ontology annotation, molecular function: G protein-coupled receptor activity. The record is from RefSeq and is a predicted model, not a curated record. The transcript has 3 exons. Gene Ontology annotation, cellular component: membrane. NCBI's taxonomy places the organism in Eukaryota, Metazoa, Arthropoda, Insecta, Hymenoptera, Apidae.
AAUUAAAAGGAAAAUGAGCCAAUCACAACAUAGUAACGGCCAAUGAAUCGGGAGAGUUCGGUUAAGCGAGGUAAGAACGGUUCAUUUCGUGAAUCUUUCGCAAUUCGCUUCAGUUUGCCACGAGGGAAGGAACGUUUGUUUCGCGAUAGAAUGUUUUUUCAUGCUGCAGUUUAUAUCUAUCAUAUAUAGGCAGCUUUAACUAGGUGGAUUAACAUGCGAAAUUAUUCAUUUUUUACACCUAACUGAUAUAUUUCCUAUGGAAAUAUGCAUGGUGUAUCAAACGUUAAUCAGAAUCUUUUUGGCGAUGCCGUUUGACAGUUUAACUCUUUUUUAAGUUUGAAAUAAAUUCACUUUUCUGGCUUGAUAUAAUUGUUAAAAGGAUCCGUAAAUUAUACGCCAAUUGGAAUUUACUUCAAAUGGAUUGAUCUUUUCUCUUGAUCAAGGAAUUUUGUUCGAAUUGUGUAAUAUCUAUUAUACAUGAAUGGUUGGAGAUUUGCCAGACAUCGUCGGAGAAGGACCGAUUUCAGAUCUAGGAGAUCUAAAAGGAUGGUGGAAUAAUCACGCUAUAGUAGCCUGGAGUUUUGUUCUUUUCGGUUGUUUCUUACUAAAUGUCACGCUUCUAUUGGCAUUCCUUAUACGUCCGUCAUUACGGACUAUUUCUAACAGGUUUGUCAUGAAUUUAACAGUGUCGAACCUGUUGGUAUGCGCCAUCGUGAACCCAUUGUUAAUUAUGGACGCUGCUUCGACAUCGUCCAAUUCCUUCAUAGUCGAAUCUCAAUCCAUUGGAAGUAUUUGCGCGAUAUCAGAAGGUGCCGUGGCUAUUGUUACCACAUCUUCAGUCUUUUCGGUCCUAUUGAUCGCCAUGGAUCAAUACUUUGCCGUGGUAGAUCCUCUGCGUUACCGAGCUCGCGUGGACAAACUGAAAUCUGGAAUAUUGAUUAUUUCAACCUGGUUCAUCUCUAUAAUUUUUGGCUUCCUCGCUUUUUUUAAUCCAAAUCCUCAAAGUUUCUGGCAAUCUUGCAUAUCCAGAAACAAAAAUUUAUUUUCCAAUAUUUCCUUCGAUUUUCUAACAACAGAAUCAACAGUUACUAUAUUGGAUAACAACACCAAUCUGAACAUCAAUGGAAUUUCUGAAAUAAUGGAAACUGUCGAGUCUAUCAGACUCGACGAAAAUAUGGAUCUCAUAGAGAAUACUACUACUGUGAUCUUUGAUACGCUUACAAGUGAUACAAUUACUUACGGCUUUGUCUAUGCUAUCGUAUACAGUAUAUUUGCUUAUUUCAUCCCAUUUGUUGCUGUUUGCUGGAUUUAUGUUAGCAUCUAUGUGGCUGCACAUAGAAAUUCGGAAAGGACUAGAAAAAGUGGAUCUAGACCUAUAUUAUCGUCAUCCAGUUUCACAGAAGAUCAAAAUGCUCCACCUAGGCUUCAACGUCUUCAGACGGAUACCAUUGAAGAUUUUCGCAAGUUGCCGAAAAUAUCGAGUUUAUCGUCAAUAGAUGAGACGAGCGAAACUAUGCAACCGACUGGUCAAUUAUCUCGAAGACGAUCAUUUUCGUCUUCCAUGGAUAUAGAAGAAUCUUCUCCUCCUUUAGAGGAUAAGACAUCUUCAGGCAUUGUCUUCACAGUCGAUUUACAAAGAGUUGAAGUGACUCAAUUCACAAAUGAUGAAAAAAAUUGUAAAAAUGAUAAUUUGUACAAUGAUUUAGUGAUUGAACAAAAUAUCGAUCAAAAUAAGUAUCGGGAGCAAGAUCUGGAAUCUGAAAAAAACGACAGAUCAUCGAAAAAUUUGAAAGAAAACGAACAAGUGACGGAUAAUUGGAUGUCAAGAAGUUUAGAUAUCGAGGAAAGCAAUGAAUCCGAAAACGAAGUUCGUUUCGAUUAUUUUGAUAAUUUAAACGUUCAUAAUAAAAAGUUUUCCUUAGCUCUUUGCGAUAAAAAUUCAUUAAAAUCAUUGAAAAUUUUUCAAAUGGAAGGAGAAGAAAGUUUAAAUAAUGAAGUCAAGCAAAAUGAGGUAAAAGUAAUUCAUGAAAUUAAUGAUCAAAGAGAAGAACAUAUAUUACAAGUAGAUGAUGACUUGACAAAUCAAUUAUCAAACCAAGGAGAUUCUAAAAUAUCACCGAGUCCUUCAGAAGUGAGAUCAAACCGUAGAUUAUCGACGUUCUUUAAUACAGACACUUUGCAGAACACAUGUGAAGAUAGUACCAAGACUGAGAAAGAUAAUAACGGUAGCAAUGUUAUUAUAGAAUCGUCCUCGUGUCUGCUGACGCCAAUAGUGACGAUUACACCGGCUCCAAGUAAAAACGAUAGCUUGCAUCGUGUGUCAAGCGUGAGGAGUACCUCGAGCUACAUAAAUUCGUUGAAAGACCGGAUAAGCAAUGGUUCUAUAUUUAGGCACAGAGAAGAGACCAGAGCAGCACGAAUAAGCGCUCUGGUGAUCGUGAUGGGUCUGACUUGUUGGUCGCCAUAUGUAAUAUUGUUGGUAAUGAAAAAUCUACCUCGGUAUACUGACCAACAUUUGUCUCAUAAAUACGAUAUACUGGCCUCCAGUUUCUUGAUUCUGGCCGCCUAUAUUAGUCCAUUGUUAUUCGGAUAUCGAUCAAAACGAGUGAAACGUGAAUUGAGGAAGUUCUUCUGCUUCAGAAGAGAAUUAUCUUAUAAAAAUAAUCGAAGUUUGAUGGCCAAGAAAGUGUUGAAAAGACGGCAUAGUAGCAAUCUUAGUCAUUUCGAGGUAGAUCAUAAAUACAAUAUAUUUAAUUGUAUGUACGGAAGGAACCGAUGGCCGAAGGAAAAGGUUCAAUUUGUUCAAGUACCGGACACAGCAUUGGUUGUAGAAACUUGUAGGAGCAGUUUCUCCAGUGGAGCAAGUACUCAGAUUUCGAGCACUUCGACGGAGGAAUGUUGAUACAUAUCCAUGACGUUCCUUAGAGUUUGAUGUUCGUUUGAAAAGUAGUUUUUUAGUAAUGUCUUUUAUAAAGUACUUAACACGUAAUUAUAAUUGUAUAUCUUUUUAAAAUUGUUUUUUUGUGAAAGAAUUUCAGAUAAGAUGUUGAUAGAUAGAGACUGAAC